This is a messenger RNA of Xiphophorus hellerii (green swordtail), 1623 nucleotides long. Its product is annotated as inactive phospholipid phosphatase 7. The coding region runs from base 517 to 1395 and encodes 292 amino acids. Gene Ontology annotation, cellular component: nuclear envelope. Gene Ontology annotation, molecular function: sphingosine-1-phosphate phosphatase activity. The transcript is spliced from 4 exons. NCBI's taxonomy places the organism in Eukaryota, Metazoa, Chordata, Actinopteri, Cyprinodontiformes, Poeciliidae. The record is from RefSeq and is a predicted model, not a curated record.
AAUGUAAAACCGAAUUUAUGUUAAAACGGCUUGCCAUAGAUUCCUCACCACCAGCACAUUGGCAAAAACUGUUUUCAUUGGUUGUUUUGGAAAUGUGGUGCAUUUGAGGAAAUCGGAAAAUAGGUGUCAUGUUGCAUUCAAGCACUAUUUGGUCACAAAACGUUUUCUGAAUGAGCAGCAAAUGAGAAAAAUGAGAAAAUUAUUGAUCAUAAAUCUGGUUUAAUGUGCAAGUAAAUAAAAAACAAAACCAAUGUAGAAAUGCUACUUUUAUAAAGUCUGAAGUCCGCUGAUGAGCGGGAAACGACUUUAGAGGGUCUGAGCUCUGGUUUCACACACACACACACACAAACACACACACACACACACACACACACACACACACACACACACACACACACACACACAGAGCAGCUGACAGCAGUAGAAAGAGGCCAGCAAGUGUAUUUAUAGCAGAGCUUCUCUGAGUCGGACCGGUUCUGUCCCGGUUCUGUCCCGGUCCUCCAUUGCAGCGUCACCAUGCCCGGCAGCCAGACCCGGAGCCGGCCCAGGGACUGGAAUAACAUCCUGAACCGUCCCGAGUUCAUGUCCCUGAACCAGCCGGUCCGCAGAGAAACCUCCGGGGAGGGGCGGGCCAGGAGAACCGCCACGAGACGGCCGAGUCAGCAGGAUGACGCCACGGCGAGGGGGUCCAGGGACUCCUCCGAUGGGGCCCCAUCAGGAGACGGGGUUCCGAAGGACGGGUCCCGCUGGCCCGAGCAGGACUGCAUGCAGCUGAACCCGUCCUUCCGCGGCAUCGCCAUCAACUCGCUGCUCGCCAUCGACAUCAACCUGUCCAGGCGUCUGGGUGUGUGCGUGGGGGCCCGCGGCCCCGGGGCCCCGCUGCGCUCCAUGGUGGCCCUGCUGGCCUUCUCUGGACACGCGCUGCCCUGGCUCUGCGGGACGCUGCUCUGCCUGUGGCGCAGCGACUCGCUGGCGGGACAGGAAGUCCUGGUCAACCUGCUGCUGGCCCUGCUCCUGGACCUGAUGACCGUCGCGGGCGUCCAGAAGCUGGUGAGGCGCCGCGGCCCGUGGGACGCCCCCCCAGGAUUCCUGGACCGCGUCGCCCUGGACUCGUACUCGUUCCCCGCCGCCCACGCCAGCCGGGCCGUCGUGGUUUCCCGCUUCCUGCUGAACCACCUGGUGCUGGCGGUACCCCUCCGGAUCCUGCUGUACCUGUGGGCCUUCCUGGUGGGCGUGUCCCGGGUCCUGCUGGGGAAGCAUCACCUGUCGGACGUCGGCUGCGGCUUCGCGCUCGGGUUCCUGCUCUUCAGCCUGGUGGAGUCCGUCUGGCUGGACUCGGCCGCCUGCCAGGCGCUGCUGGCCGUCGGCUCUCUGCACUGGGCGCCACUGGUGUAGAGGGCGCCAGACUGGAACCGGAGCCUGACCGGACCGGAACCAGAAUCAGGAGAUCACCUGGUUAGACAACUGUUUAACCUGCUGCUGGUGCGUUGACAACAACGAUGUAAUGAUGACAAAACCUUCAUCCAGACAUUUUGUGUUUUAAAACCGUCCGUCUGCAUCCAGCUGUUCUCGGGUCGGCGGCAUUUUUCCAGAAAUGGAAUAAAGUCCAUUCCUCCAUCUAAA